GGCCGAUGGGCAGCCAUGUCGGCCACUAACAAAAUCACCCAGGCCCGGAAGCUGGUGGAGCAGCUACGGAUCGAGGCCUGGAUUGAGCACAUCAAGGUCUCCAAGGCCUCCUUGGACAUGACAAGCUUCUGUAAGCAGCAGUCUCACUCUGACCCAUUCCUAGUGGGCCUCCCAGCCUCUAAGAACUCCUUCAAGGACAAGAAGCCCUGCAAUUUCCUAUAG
This is a messenger RNA of Anolis sagrei ordinatus, 222 nucleotides long. The record is from RefSeq and is a predicted model, not a curated record. NCBI's taxonomy places the organism in Eukaryota, Metazoa, Chordata, Lepidosauria, Squamata, Anolidae.